CGUUGAGAUCGGUGAGUCGGUGCGAGGCGAGGACGUCUUCAUCGUGCAGAGUGGCUGUGGGGAGGUGAACGACAACCUCAUGGAGCUUCUCAUCAUGAUCAAUGCGUGCAAGAUCGCAUCGGCCUCACGCGUCACUGCCGUCAUCCCGUGCUUCCCCUACGCACGCCAGGAUAAGAAGGACAAGAGUCGGGCGCCCAUCUCUGCCAAGUUGGUUGCUAACAUGCUGUCGGCUGCAGGAGCAGACCAUAUCAUGACGUUAGACCUUCACGCAUCACAAAUACAGGGAUUCUUUGACAUACCAGUGGACAACCUUUAUGCAGAGCCAGCCGUCUUGAAGUGGAUUAAGGAGAACAUAACGGAGUGGAGAAACUGUGUGAUUGUCUCACCAGAUGCUGGCGGGGCCAAGAGGGUGACUUCGAUAGCCGACCGACUCAACGUGGAGUUUGCGCUCAUCCACAAGGAGAGAAAGAAGGCGAACGAGGUUGCCUCGAUGGUACUGGUGGGCGACGUGCAGGACAAGAUUGCCAUUCUCGUCGACGACAUGGCCGACACGUGCGGUACGCUGUGUCAUGCAGCGGAAAAGUUGUUUGAGGCGGAAGCAGCUAAGGUGUACGCCAUACUAACGCACGGCAUCUUCUCGGGUCCCGCCGUCUCACGCAUACAGAACUCCGCCAUCGAGGCUGUCGUCGUCACGACGACCAUACCGCAGGACGAGAAGAUGAAGCAGACGUCAAAGAUCCAGUGCAUAGACAUCUCGAUGAUUCUGGGAGAAGCCAUCAGGCGUACGCACAAUGGCGAGUCCGUCUCCUACCUCUUUUCACACGUACCCAUGUAGUCGGCGUCGCCAUUUUUACAAAAAAAAAUAAUUGUGGCUACAGCAUUCCAAAGACGUUCAAAUCAAUUGUGUCCUCGGGGCUUGCCUUGGCUGGAAAUUAAAUGGGGGUAUGCUGAGGUUCAACACUGGGAGUGAACCAUCUGGGUAUAGUGAUUGCACCUGUGAUUGAGGCAAUUUGAUUGCUUGUUUAUAGUAGCAUGCUGGAGAAGUGCACAGUGUGGUAGAGUGAGUUGUUGUAGUGACAAAUCUAGAACAAGAUGGCAGGCAGGUGACUUGAGACAAGGAGGCACACUGGGUUCGCAGUUUUGGUUCGGGUGAAACCCUCACCCGUGUGUUACAGCUGAUGUGGUUUACAGGGUACCUGGCUUGCA
Messenger RNA from Priapulus caudatus, 1206 nucleotides. Its product is annotated as ribose-phosphate pyrophosphokinase 1. The record is from RefSeq and is a predicted model, not a curated record. Gene Ontology annotation, biological process: 5-phosphoribose 1-diphosphate biosynthetic process; purine nucleotide biosynthetic process; ribonucleoside monophosphate biosynthetic process. Lineage: Eukaryota; Metazoa; Priapulida; Priapulimorpha; Priapulimorphida; Priapulidae. Gene Ontology annotation, molecular function: magnesium ion binding; ribose phosphate diphosphokinase activity. Gene Ontology annotation, cellular component: ribose phosphate diphosphokinase complex; cytoplasm.